Messenger RNA from Panicum virgatum (switchgrass), 3011 nucleotides. RefSeq lists its product as uncharacterized. The transcript is spliced from 11 exons. NCBI's taxonomy places the organism in Eukaryota, Viridiplantae, Streptophyta, Magnoliopsida, Poales, Poaceae. The record is from RefSeq and is a predicted model, not a curated record. Bases 1 to 1344 code for a protein of 447 amino acids.
AUGUGGACAGCACAUGGUGAGAGACGUGAAAAUCAGGACCAUGAGAGUGGUCAGGAGUUAGAACAUGAGGGAUUUGGUGAGACAGACCGGAUGGAGGAUAUGCUAGUUGACUUAGCUGGUGAGCAACCACCAUUAGUUGAUGAAAGUCCAACUGGUUUUGCACAAGCCUUCUAUAAUGAUGCUAUGAAUGUAAGAUUGGGUUUUGCCACUGAUGGUUUUACACCAUAUAGUGUGACUGCAGCCUCCUACUCAUGUUGGCCAGUAUUUUGGGUUCCAUAUAAUCUUCCACCUGGUGUUUGUAUGAGGCAGGAGUAUAUAUUUCUUGCUAUGGUCAUCCCUAGACCGGAACACCCAGGAAAGAACCUAGGUGUGUUGCUGCAACCUAUGGUAGAUGAACUGUUGGAGCUGUGGGAUGGGUCAGAUCAUUGUAUUAAUUUAGAAUUUGUAAAUCAUACUAUAUGUCUUUGUAGUGAAUUUGACCACGAACAGUGGAAGGGCCGCUCACACCCAACUGAACAAGAAAUCAGUAGCUUGAGAUUAAAUGGUUGGAAAGGCACACGUGGCAGCUACAAUGGCCCUAACUUCUUUGAUUGGUUCAAAAACAUAUGUGCAAUCAGAUCAAGUGUUCACAAUGUGCUGCGUCAAAUUUCAUAUGGGUUUCGUAAAAGAGUGUCCUCCUAUGGUUGCUAUGAUGUGAAUGGGUAUAGAUUUCGGUCGGAGAAGUAUGAGAGGAACAAGACACUAGCUACGACCAAUAGUGGUGUUUGUGUGGCUUGUACCGAUGGUGAUGGCAAUGUUCUUGUGUACUUUGGUGUUAUAGAGGACAUCAUAAAAAUUUCUUGGGAAGGCAGGGAACAACUUGAUCUGAUUUUAUUUUAUUGCCGUUGGUUUGAUCCAACCUCUAGGGGUGUUAGGCGAACUGAAAAUCUUGGUUUGGUGGAAGUGAAGCAUAGCUCAAGACUUCGAAAUUUUGAACCAUUUGUGUUGGCAAGUCAGGUUACACAGGUUUAUUAUCUGUCAUAUCCUUGUGUGGAAAAGCCUAAUUUGAGAGAUUGGUGGGUAGUGUACCAUGUGGCACCACGGGACCGUUUGCCUCCAAUUGACACCAACAAUGAUUCAACAAAUCCAACUGAAGGGCUAAUAGAUGACAUCUCAUUUUUCCAAGAGGAUGGGCUGGAAGGCACAUUUGUGAUCAAUCUAGGAGGUGAUUUUGAAGUAACUGCAUCAGCAGCCUCUGAUGAAAUAACUGAUGCAAAAGAACUGGAGGAGUUGGAGAAGCAAAGUGUUGGUCUACAACAGGACAAGACAUUACAAAGUGAUGAAGAAGGAGAUGCAGUCCUUUAAUCAUCGGAUGGAUAAGCAAGCGCGGGCAAUUGAAGCCUUGAAUGAUUUUGAGGGUCAGGUGCCAGAACAAAAGAAGAUAAGGGGGCGCAACAAACUGCAUAGGCCUCACAAUGGUCAAAUUGCCAUUAUACCUGAGGGUGACAGCCAAUUCCGCUAUGCUAAGUACUCAAUUGAUGACAAAAUGAAGAAAGGACCCAUCCUUGGAGUGAUUUUGAAGCAAGAAUACCCUCCCAUAAUUGAAGGAACUGAUAGAGAUGGUCAGCCAAUCCUAUACCAUGCCAGAAAUUGGAGCCACUACUCUCACACGGUAAGGGAUGAUGGACAAACUCCUGCUGACUGUGUGAAAGCAGAAUUCUGGAGCAUAUACUCAGUCCAAGAACUUGAAGAUGAAGCAGACCGCGUAUUUGAGAAAUAUGCGCACACCCAAUGCAAGAAUAUGUUGUACCAAGCUCGUCCUGCUGCUGUCAAGUACUACUAUAGGGAAAUCAUUAAGAGCCCCAUACCUGAUGAGUUGGCAUGUGCCAAAUUGCUUAAUUUUCAACAAUACAUGCGUUGCAAGCCUGACUGGAUCACUGAAGCAGCCUGGGAGUCCAUUUGUAAGUACUAGUGCUCUAAUGACUAUUUGAAGAAAAGAAAGAUCAGGCAAGAAAGUCGCAAAAAAAAUCCGGACGGUGCUCAAAACAGGGGUGGCUCCAGGCCAUUAGUUGAGACUCAGCAAUAUCUUGAAGCAAAGUAUGGACCUGGACAGGCCAAUAUUAUAAACACUUACUGCUGCAUGAAAUCUGGUGUUAAAAAUUGUGAUAGCAGUGGCAACGCGGGUCCAAUUCCUAGCCAACGGGCACAGCAGCUAGUUAAUGACUACAACGAUGCACUCCAAGAAAAGUAUCCAGAUAAUUGGCAAGAGCAACCUUUUGAUGGGCGAAUUGCAUAUGACAUUGGUGGUGGCUUGUCCCAUGGUCGCCUUGCAAUAGGAAAUGGUGCUGUCAAGAAGGCUUCAAUUAUUGAUGCUGCUAAGGCAAGUGAGACAAGGCCAUCAAACUCAAGGUCAUUCCAAAAUCUGUUCAGAAGGUAUGAGGAGCAAGUUGAAAACAACCGACGCUUAACACAACAAAAUGCAGCCUUGACUCACAAAAUGCAGCUUUGACUCGUCAUGUGAAACGAACUGAUCGCGUAGUUGAGCUCAUUGCUCAAAAGGUACAGAUAGAGAUACCAUCUGACAUGCUUGAGGAGGAAGAAAAUGACAUGAGAGGGACUGGAGAUGGAUCCUCUAAUGCUUCAGCCAACUUGGACAAUAACAGUGAUGGUCAUUGAGUUGCCUGGUAUGUUUGGUGAUGGCUGCCAUCUUUUGUUCAUGGUCCCAUGCAGUAUGGUAGAAACUCUCAAGUUUGAAGAGAAACGUCUUUUGUGUAGUAUUUUCUGUGGUUGAAACAUUUUGGUUUGUAUCCAGCAGCUGCCUAUUGCCACUUUAGAGCUGCUGUACUGUGCUGCUGUGCAUUUUGCCAUCCAAGAACCUUAGUGCUGACAUUAGUUGACAUUGCAACUGGGGUCUGCUGGUAUGUAACUUAGUGCUGUGAACUGUAUGUAUGUAACAACAGCAGUGUAGUAACUUGUGUGCUGGGUGAAGAAGCAUUCCAGCACCAACUUGAUGUAUGAACACCUUUAAAUCA